Messenger RNA from Exophiala bonariae, 465 nucleotides. RefSeq lists its product as uncharacterized. The record is from RefSeq and is a predicted model, not a curated record. The transcript has a single exon. NCBI's taxonomy places the organism in Eukaryota, Fungi, Ascomycota, Eurotiomycetes, Chaetothyriales, Herpotrichiellaceae. Gene Ontology annotation, biological process: quinate catabolic process. Gene Ontology annotation, molecular function: 3-dehydroquinate dehydratase activity. The coding region runs from base 1 to 465 and encodes 154 amino acids.
AUGGCUCAGAAAAGUGUCCUCAUAAUCAAUGGGCCAAACCUCAAUCUUCUGGGCACUCGCGAGCCCACCAUAUAUGGCUCCGCAACUCUGAAGGAUGUUGAAGAAUCAGUGCUCAAACGAGGUGCUGAUCAGAACUUGUCGAUUUCGUGUUUCCAAUCAAACCACGAGGGAGCAAUCGUCGACCACAUACAUGCUGCCCACGCUGCAGGAGUUAACGCUAUUAUCAUCAACCCAGGUGCUUUCACGCACACGUCGGUAGCGAUCCGAGACGCAUUUUCAGGCACAGCGAUUCCAUUCAUUGAGCUACACAUCUCCAAUGUGCACAAGAGAGAAGCAUUUCGCCAUCAUAGCUAUCUGAGUGAUAAAGCCGAAGCCGUGAUCUGUGGACUAGGCGUGUUUGGAUAUCUGGCUGCCGUUGACUUUUGGUCUUGGAAAUUUGAUCAGGCAAAAGGCUGUUCAGCAUGA